Caenorhabditis remanei is the source of this 1389-nucleotide messenger RNA. RefSeq lists its product as uncharacterized. The record is from RefSeq and is a predicted model, not a curated record. Lineage: Eukaryota; Metazoa; Nematoda; Chromadorea; Rhabditida; Rhabditidae. The coding region runs from base 1 to 1389 and encodes 462 amino acids. The transcript is spliced from 5 exons.
AUGAGCACUGGUGAAACUUCGGCACCGCCCGUCUCAUCGAAUUUUCUGCAAUUUAUUGUGGAGAAGUCGACGAGUGUGACGUCACCAUUCAACAAAUCACAAAUUUGUAGAGAAUACGCUGAGAAGACGUCCAUUUCGUUGAGCUAUUUACAGGGAUUACUUCAAAAAGACGCCACUGUGACCAUUGAUUCCUCAAUGCGAAUCUUGGUAUACACAGCGAAUGAUGGAAAUUUGAAAUUGAAUGGAGAACAGAAGACGAAAUCGUUGAAAAGAAAUCAGAAAGAAGAAGUGACUUCAUCAUCAUCAUCAGAAUCUUCUUCAGAAGAAGAAGAUUCAGAAAUGGAUUUCAAGGAAAGUGUUUCGAUACGUGGAUGGUCUCGUCUCAUCGAGUCAAAACUCAAAUUAAUGAAAUUUGUGGUCAAGAAAACGAGGGGGAUUACUAGGCCAUUGAGUAUCGGAUGCUUGGCGACUGAAUACGUUCGAAAGGGCAACACGGAGAAAUCACAUUCAGCAAUUCAUUUUUGUCUUCGAAGAAUUCGGGAUGAAGUUUAUAAAAUGAAGAAACUCGAUGUGGCGACUCGAGUGAGAAUCAUUUUUGGAUUGAGUGCCACCGUUGACGAAGGAUUUUUGAAUGAACUCCGCCGAAAUGCUAAAGUGAAAGUGGAUGAGACGGGAAGAAUUACAAAAUACAAAGCGAAUGAUGGAAGUCUCAAAUUGAGAGGAGAACAUCGACAAACACAUAAAAGGGAAGACAAGAUAGAUGAGAAGGAAUGGAUGUUGGAAGUGAAACAAGAUGAAGAAGAAGAGAUCAAACCAUUCGAUGUAUUCAUAGAAAACUAUGAAUAUGAGCACGAAUUCAAGAUGGAAACACCUUCGAAUUAUCCACAGAUUGGCACGACAUAUUCUGCCUCUUUUUCGUCUUCGAGUUCCACGAGAUCCCCACCGAUUACUUAUGGAGAAUUGUUAAAAACGGUCCAGAAAUCGACUCGAUGUGGGAAUGGAAUCGAAUUUCUUUCGAUCCUCUCUGACGUGGCGAUCAAUUUGAAAUCGCCGAUUAUGCGUUCAUUUGUUGAGAAUGUGGCAGAGAGAAUGCAAGAAUCCGAGAUCAAGGAAAUGUACAUUCCCGAACCAUUGCUCCGUUCCUCAUUCGACGUGGGUCUACGCUUCAUUCUUGACCAUUCGAAACUGACGGUUUCCAACGAGGAAUCGAAUAUUUCACUGAAAGAAGUGCUCAUGGUUUUCCGUGUUGCGCUAUUCAAUUCCAACGAUUACACUGGUUUCAAAGACGAGUUGAGACAAAUGAGUUAUAGCGAGAAAUCGGACUUGAGAGUUCCGUAUGAAAAGGUGCGAUAUGGAUUGGAAAUGGCGAUUGAGUAUGCCUUCCCGUGA